AUGCGUAUAUUUAGAAAAUACCAUAUAAAAAGUCGAAUUAUUUUCAAGAAGAACAAAACGAUUGGUGACAAUUUUCGUGAAAAAAUCAAAGGUAACAAUACAAGGAAGAUUGGUGUAGUUUAUAAAAUAGAUUGUUCGAAUUGUGACAAUUUUUACAUUGGUCAAACUGGCAAAAAUGUCGAAGAAAGAAUACAACAGCAUCAAGACAAUUUAAAGAAAAUAAAUCCACCAAAUAAUAAAAUAGUUGAACAUGUUAUAACAAAUCAACAUCGAUUAAAAUUUGAUAAUCCAACAAUUUUAGCAUAUGACAACAACAAACAACGACGAGAAAUGAAAGAAACAUUACUAACUCGUAGAAACUUACGCUGGGCAUUUAAUGAAAUUUCAUUAAACACAUUGCUGUUUUAA
Messenger RNA from Rotaria sp. Silwood2, 408 nucleotides. Lineage: Eukaryota; Metazoa; Rotifera; Eurotatoria; Philodinida; Philodinidae. The record is from the annotation of a GenBank genome assembly.